AUGAACUUCUUACGUGCCGCGUCGUGUCUGACGAAGAACACGAUGCCGUGUUCGCCGGACGGUUUGAUCUCGAGCUCGACGCUGAACUGCUGCAUGUUGAGAUCCGCAGCCGCGGACACGGACAGGAAUGACCGCUUGCCAAGGAACCGGACGUCGGACAGCCUCUCUUCCCGGCCACAGUGUUUGCCAGCCCGGCCCGCCGGACAGUCGCACUCGUAUCCCGCACCCACCGGCACGCACGUCGACCCGUCCGAGCAGUUGUGCCGGUUUGCGUCACAAGCGUUGUACCGGUGA
Macrosiphum euphorbiae (potato aphid) is the source of this 294-nucleotide messenger RNA. Lineage: Eukaryota; Metazoa; Arthropoda; Insecta; Hemiptera; Aphididae. The record is from the annotation of a GenBank genome assembly.